Molecule: messenger RNA, 300 nt
Organism: Aspergillus tubingensis
Lineage: Eukaryota; Fungi; Ascomycota; Eurotiomycetes; Eurotiales; Aspergillaceae
Product: ketoacyl-synt-domain-containing protein
Exons: 1
Coding region: 1-300 (99 amino acids)
Biological process (GO): secondary metabolite biosynthetic process; fatty acid biosynthetic process
Molecular function (GO): fatty acid synthase activity
Source: RefSeq, a predicted model, not a curated record
AUGGUCGGCUGUCUACGCCGCCUCAGUAGAAGUCUAUCACAGUGGAUGGUGAGCCGCGGAGCCCGUUGCUUCGUAUUCCUUGGCCGCACAGGUCUAGCCAAGCCAGCUGCCAGGCAAAUUGUCCAGGAGCUGAAAGAGACUGGUGGACGCUGUACCGUCGUAACCGGCGACGACAUUGUGUACGAAGACGUCGAGCGUGUAGUAGCGGCAGCAGUUGCUGAUGCGCCUCUAGGGGGAGUGAUUCAGGCGGCUAUGAGCCUCCACGAAGCCAUCUUCGAGCACAUGCCUCGCGCGCACUAG